Molecule: messenger RNA, 1215 nt
Organism: Spodoptera littoralis (African cotton leafworm)
Lineage: Eukaryota; Metazoa; Arthropoda; Insecta; Lepidoptera; Noctuidae
Source: the annotation of a GenBank genome assembly
AUGGCUGACGACGAGCAAGAUACCAAAGAGUACCGGUGGGAGACAGGUUAUGAGAAGACUUGGGAGGCUAUUAAAGAAGAUGAGGAUGGUUUGGUGGAAGGAUUGGUGGCGGAGUUUGCACAGAAAGCGGCUCGUAAGGCUGUUGUACCUCGUCGUGGUCCCGUCAGGCUGGGAAUGAUGAGACAUGUUCUAGUGGCUGUGGAUUGUUCAGAAGCCAUGAACUCACAGGAUCUGAAACCAUCUAGAUUUCUUUGCACAUUAAAAUUACUGGAAAAGUUUAUAGAGGAGUACUUUGACCAGAAUCCAUUAAGUCAACUUGGUUUAGUUUUAAUGAAAAAUAAAAGGGCGGAGAAACUUACAGAGCUGUCUGGUAAUGUUAGGAAACAUUUGAAAGCUUUACAAGGGUUAACAGAAAUGUCUCUUAAUGGUGAGCCAUCACUACAGAAUACUUUGGAGUUUGCUGGUCGAGUCCUGAAACCCUUACCUGCACAUGCAUCAAGAGAAUUACUGGUGCUGUUUGCAUCACUCACCACUUGUGAUCCAGGAGAUAUAAAUAUCACUAUACAGGCUCUGAAAACUGAAGGAAUAAGAUGUUCAGUGAUUGGUCUAGCAGCAGAAGUGAGAAUAUGUAAGAAGUUGUGUCAAGAUACGGGCGGGGAAUAUGGGGUGGUGUUAGAUGAUGUACACUAUCGUUCCCUGUUACUGGACUCCACGAGUCCACCACCCCGAGCGCGGGCGUUGGAUGCGGGUCUAGUUAAGAUGGGCUUCCCACAUUCUGCUCCACAAACCAAUCAAACUGACCCCGGGACGAAUGCUGAUCCACCUAUUACUGUUUGUAUGUGUCAUCUAGACGAUGGUGAAGGUGUAGGCGGUGAAGGGCACCUAUGUCCGCAAUGUCGCAGCAAGUAUUGUUCGCUGCCCGCCCAGUGCCGGACCUGUGGACUUACCUUAGCGUCGGCGCCUCAUCUAGCCAGAUCAUAUCACCAUUUAUUCCCUGUGGAGCCGUAUGAAGAAGUAGCAUAUGAGGGACAAGCGCAAUAUUGCUUUGCCUGCCUUAGGAACUUUACAGAUCUCGAUAAACAGGUGUAUAGAUGUGGGCGGUGUCAUGAGUUCUACUGCUGGGAGUGUGAGAGUGUGGUCUCCACGACGAUACACGUAUGUCCUGGCUGCGCGUCACGACCCCAUCUCUACCAACGACUGCCUGACACUUCAUGA